Molecule: messenger RNA, 3405 nt
Organism: Gopherus flavomarginatus (Mexican gopher tortoise)
Lineage: Eukaryota; Metazoa; Chordata; Testudines; Testudinidae
Gene: ALDH5A1
Product: aldehyde dehydrogenase 5 family member A1
Exons: 10
Coding region: 1-1554 (517 amino acids)
Biological process (GO): GABA catabolic process
Molecular function (GO): succinate-semialdehyde dehydrogenase (NAD+) activity
Source: RefSeq, a predicted model, not a curated record
AUGGCGACCUGGCGGCUCCCCCGGACCCCGCUGCUGCUGCGGGCGGCCCACCGCCUGCUCCCGGCCCCGCUCCGGCGCAGCGGCUCCGGCCCGGCCCCGCCGCGGCUGCCCGGCUCCCUGGUGCGCUCGGGCGGCUUCGUGGGAGGCCGCUGGGUGCAGGCGGCCGCCGCCUUCCCCGUGCUGGACCCGGCCAGCGGCGCCGAGCUGGGGCAGGUGGCGGACUGCGGCGUGGCCGAGGCCCGGGCCGCGGUGAGAGCCGCAUGGGAGGCCGGGCCCGGCUGGAGCGCGGCCCCCGCCAAGGAGAGAAGUGCGUUGCUUCGCAAAUGGUACAGUUUGAUGAUGGAGAAUAAAGAUGACCUUGCUAAGAUAAUUACUGCAGAGAAUGGGAAGCCUCUGAAAGAGGCACAAGGUGAAGUUCUUUAUUCUGCCUCCUUCCUGGAAUGGUUUGCAGAAGAAGCUCGUCGCAUUUAUGGUGACAUCAUUCCACCUUCUGUGAAAGAUAGAAGGCUCUUGGUGCUGAAACAGCCUGUUGGAGUGGCAGCCAUUAUCACCCCUUGGAAUUUCCCCAGUGCUAUGAUUACACGAAAAGUUGGUGCAGCUCUGGCAGCAGGCUGUACUGUGGUGGUGAAGCCUGCAGAAGACACACCAUUAUCAGCAUUAGCACUUGCUGAGCUUGCAAACCAGGCUGGAAUUCCAGCAGGAGUAUAUAAUGUUGUCCCUUGUUCCCAAAAACAAACCCCAGCUGUGGGGGAGGCUCUGUGCACUGAUCCUUUGGUAGCAAAAAUAUCUUUUACUGGCUCCACUGCUACAGGAAAGGUACUGCUGCAUCAUGCUGCUGGCACCGUAAAGCGGGUUUCCAUGGAGCUCGGAGGACAUGCUCCAUUUAUAGUGUUUGACAGCGCUGAUGUGGACCAAGCUGUUUUAGGAGCUCUGGCUUCUAAAUACAGAAACUCGGGGCAGACAUGUGUUUGCACAAACCGUUUUUUGGUGCAAAAAGGGAUCCACGAUGCAUUUGUGGAAAAAUUUGCCAAAGCUAUUGAAAGAGAGCUACGUGUAGGAAAUGGAUUUGAUGAAGGAACUACCCAGGGGCCAUUAAUUAAUGAAAAAGCAGUGGGAAAGGUGGAGAGACACAUUAGCGAUGCGGUUUCUCAAGGAGCAUCCAUUGUGACAGGAGGGAAACGACACAGCUUUGGAAAGAAUUUCUUUGAGCCUACUUUGCUCAGCAAUGUCACAACAAAUAUGCUUUGCACGCAAGAAGAGACAUUUGGUCCCUUAGCACCAGUUAUCAAGUUUGAUACUGAAGCGGAAGCUGUUGCUAUAGCAAAUUCAGCCAAUGUGGGUUUAGCAGGAUAUUUCUAUUCGCAAGACCCAGCCCAGAUCUGGAGAGUUGCAGAGCAGCUGGAGGUUGGAAUGGUUGGUGUUAAUGAAGGAAUAGUGUCCUCAGUGGAGUGCCCUUUCGGCGGUGUGAAACAAUCUGGCUUGGGACGAGAAGGUUCAAAAUAUGGUAUUGAUGAGUACCUAGAAAUAAAGUAUGUGUGUUUUGGAGGCUUAUAAUAAUUUGCAAAAAUUGCACAAAUCCACAAAGGCCUGGAAAACAAUGGCCUGAUUCAGGUGGACUGUCUAUAUAUUAAUAUGGCUGUUAUCCUCUUCAAUUCCAAGUAACGCUGUUGUGUGAGUAAAUGCAGAGAGAGGUGUUUCAUGUAGCUCUGUGCUGACACUUGUAAAACAUGAAUAUUACUAGUUACGUAGAUCUAGUUAAUACCCAAUAGUUGGAUGUCAGUGCCUCUUUGGUGGUGGUGGUGGGAGGGAGCAGGGAGCAAUAGCUUCUGUUAUUUGGGUUACCCUAUGUAAACAGGAAGAAUUUGGAGAUUUGAGCAUAAUGAAGAUCAUAAUUCCUGUUCUGGAGGACACCGGCAAUUCCCCUCAGCCGUCUCUCCUAAUAUUCAAGCAUCUGUGUAGGGAGUGGAGAAGGGUGGGGAGUGUAGCCUGUCCUUCAUGGUUUUGUGCCAAAUACGCACUUAAUUCUCAGCUUGCUAAGGCUGUUAUAUAACUUUUUCAAAUUGCUUACUUUUAUUACAGUUUGCAGGAGAACUUGGUGCUUGUGAAGGGGAGGAAUUAGUAGUAAUGGCUGGAGCAGGCAUUCUUACAGGCUAGUGCACAGCUGUGUUAGUAUGCAACACUGCUAAUGGCAUCACUACUUGCUGUUGCAGCUUUGGCCCUCUCCAGAGCAGACAUCUUAACUUCUGCCUAAGAGCUUAGUCGUUUGAGGAACAGAUACACAACCUGUGCUACCACAUAAACAAGGGUUGUAAGUUGCAGUAGUCUGUAUAAACUGAUUGCACAAUGAAUCAGUGGAGCUUGGGGGAUGGCUAGCUUAGUGUAUGGCAGAGGAAGGCGAGGACUGUAUGCAUGUUGCAGGGACAUUCUGCUGAGCUGUUCGGGGUGGGGGGCAAGAUUUAUGUAAAUGAGCUCCACAUGACAAUACAAAUGCAUUCAUUCCCCUGUGCAAGACCAGUAUGACGCCAUCUGGAACAGGUAAGAGGAUGGUCAUCAACAUAAAUGUUGCCAACUAACUUUUUCAAGGAGUACUUUCCUCCCACUCCUUCAAAGAGCCACUUUAGCUUGCUCAGCUACAGAUCCUCAGCAGGCUGUACUGCUCCUGCAGCUUUGUGCCUUAAAUACUGACAGGCCCUGGAUUGGGCUCCUUGUCACAUGGGCAGAUGUCCAUUGCGGAGUGGAACAAAACCCCAAACUCAUCUAACUUACAACCUACUAAGGAUUGUAUAGGUCUUCAGAGGUAGACUUCGUAUGUCAUCCCCUUAGUCCAAGUAGCCUCAACUGAAAGCAUCAUUAAAAGGUGAUGUAAAAGUUCCUUAAUGUGAAGCAAAUAAUGGUGCAUUAACAUUAUUUUGACCUAAAAUAAGCACUUUGUUCACCAAACUAAACUUCCUCAGAAGAUCCUAUAGAAAAUUUUAAACUGGCUUUUCAGAGGCUGGGAAGUAGAAGUUGUGUGUUUUUAUUUUUUGGCUAACUGCUGUUUAGCCAGACUUUUACAUUUAAUUACAGAAUGAAAGUGAGCUGGCCGCUCUCUCUAGAUGAAUGUACCCUGUCAAAUAGGCAAAGGUAUUCAAUUAAACCAAGGUAGGGGGAAAUUAUUUUUGGACUGACACUUAGGAUUAACAGAAAAGCAAGGUGGAGCAGAGCUUCACAGAGCCUUCUCAAGCGCACAUAGAGUAGUGUUGAUUGCUACUCAACAUUUUAAAUGUUUAGAUGAUUUUUGUAUUACACUGGGUGUGGCUGGAGCUCAUUCCUUACUGUCUAUGUAAAAUGCAUGAGUGCAUUGUGCUGAAGUGAUGCCACAAACGGGGUUUGGAAAGGACACUCGUUGCCCUUACAGAAGUCCCU